This is a messenger RNA of Diospyros lotus (date-plum), 716 nucleotides long. RefSeq lists its product as uncharacterized. The transcript is spliced from 3 exons. The coding region runs from base 208 to 465 and encodes 85 amino acids. The record is from RefSeq and is a predicted model, not a curated record. Lineage: Eukaryota; Viridiplantae; Streptophyta; Magnoliopsida; Ericales; Ebenaceae.
UCAUUUCGGCCCAUCUGCAGACCCAACAGCGACCGCCAUCUGCGACCGUACAGAUGGUGGCGCUGCUAUAUACCGGCCGUCCCUGCCUUCCGUUCUCGUCCUCCGCCGGCAACUCUCGCCGACGGCGCUGCUUUCUCGGCGGUCCAACGAGCUCAGAAUCUCGUGUUCCAACCUUUUCCCACCCCAAACAAGGUUCUUAAUGCAGCCAUGUUGUACUGGCCAAUGCCAAAUGUAUUAUAUAUUGAAGGUUAUGCUCUUGACAGGUUUUCAGAAGAGGUGUGGGCACUAAAGCCGGUGCAUCAAAACAAGGUGGGAUUGGUUUGUGAUGCUGGAAUAGAGAAUGACCUUCGCAUCCAUCAUCUACUAGCGGUUGAUGCAAGAAAUGCUUCACUUGGUUUGCCUGUCAUUGAAUAUAUGGUCACUGAUACACCAUUACAAGUAUUAAUUAUCAUGCUACGUAAUUAGUAUUAGUGAAUCCAACUUGAACCAUUCAAUUGAUCUGGCCACUUAUUGAGAAGGGGUGAACUGAAAAAUGACACCUAUAGAAAUCAGUUUUUACAUAAUUUAUUAGAUGAUAAAUGCUCAUCUGUUGAAUGCUUACUUGCAUACUUGGUCAGAGACUCAACUGUGAACUACUGAGCCCAUGAUACUUUUCAAUUGAUAUCGGACUCAGAUAGGAGGGAUGUACAAUAUAUUUUGAAGUUUAUACAGAAGAA